Molecule: messenger RNA, 1012 nt
Organism: Mastomys coucha (southern multimammate mouse)
Lineage: Eukaryota; Metazoa; Chordata; Mammalia; Rodentia; Muridae
Product: vegetative cell wall protein gp1-like
Exons: 1
Coding region: 89-952 (287 amino acids)
Source: RefSeq, a predicted model, not a curated record
ACUGAGGAUGGGUUCUGUGACUUACUGGGAAUGUGCCCUUGGGAGCUGCUUCAGAGUCCCCGGGUGGACAUAACCCUCCCUAACACCAAUGAGCUCCCCCUCCCACACCCCUAAUCCAUCCCCAACCCAGUCCCCAUCCCAGUCCCGAUCUAACCACGCUGAUAAUCCAACCACCCAGCAGCCUCUUUCUGGCUCUGGAGGCCCUUCCCCUUCCCCCACCCGGGGGGCUUCCUCCCGCCCAACCUCUCACAACCCUACCCCAGCUGCCUCUCAGCCUUCCUCCCGAGCUUCCUCCCAGUCUCCCAGCCCCCAUGUCCAGCACGUGCCACGAGGGUCUACUCAGGUCCCUACUCCUCCAGCCUCCAAGUCCCCCUCCCAGACUGGACUUAAAGCCCUCUCUCGAAACCCUUCCCUGACGCCCCCGGUGACCAUUACCAGGUCCCCUUCCCAUAGCCCUGUCACCUCGGCCUCCUACAUCGGGCCCAUCCGUUCCAUCCCUUCCUACAUCGCUCCCUAUGUGCCACGCUUCAUGAAAGAGCCCCCCUAUUUCCAGCCCCCUACAGCACCUCUUCCACAAAAUCGGUGCUUCCCCUGCCCCUUCCCAUGCCAGGCCCAGCAAUCCAGGCAGCCACCGCCGCCACCUCCUGACUCUCUCUACUUCCCCCUCCUGCCACCCCCUCCUCACAUCCCCCAGUUCCAGUGCUCCUUCCCCACACCCCCUGCCCUGUUCACACCCCCAUCCUCCCUCUCCUACACUCCACCGACGGAGGUCCUGCUGAAGGGGAAGCCACACGUGGUUCCGUCCGUGCUGCCAGCCACCUUCUACACCCCAUUCUCCCGAUUCUACUCCCAGCCCCGGCCCUACCGCUACCACAGGCGCUUAACACUGCCCUCGCUCUCCCUUCAAUACGAUGGUUCUGGACGCUCUGUCCACUUCUAUCGUGGGUCCUAGGCCUCACACCUAUUUCGGACUGGAAACCUCUGCCAGUAAAUUCAAGCUCCUGCAUCCAGA